AUGAGUAACUUAAAAGCAACAAGAUUCGUACUUGUGGCAAUACUCGUGUUAUCAUGUGUGUUUAUGAACAUCAUGAAGGUGGAAGCUCGAAAAGAACUUGGAUAUGGAGCAAUGAGACAUGAUGUCGCAUCUGGAUGUAAUCGUAAGUAUCCUUCAACAUGUCGACCAAAACGACCGGUGAAUUCAUAUAGACGAGGAUGUGAGAAAAGUACGAGAUGUGAUCGAGUUGGUGAUGACAAAGACCAAGGAGUUCUUUCAAACAAUUUAUAA
Capsella rubella is the source of this 270-nucleotide messenger RNA. RefSeq names its product protein RALF-like 3. NCBI's taxonomy places the organism in Eukaryota, Viridiplantae, Streptophyta, Magnoliopsida, Brassicales, Brassicaceae. The record is from RefSeq and is a predicted model, not a curated record. Bases 1 to 270 code for a protein of 89 amino acids. The transcript has a single exon.